GUGGUAUGCGCUGCCCGUCGCCUGCCGGGCCUUUUCCGCGAGCCGCUAUAUUGCACUCCUCUGCUUCCGCGCUUUGUCCUCAUCGAAAGGUAGCAGAUCUGUGUGUCGUGUUUAGCUGCAGGCGCGCAUGGCUAACAUGGUGAGGAAGUUAGCUCUGCUAAUUAUCCUGUUUGGGGCCGUGGUGCUGCUCAUAGCUCUGCGCGCGUGCCACCUGGCCGGUGCUCGCAUCCGGCGUGGAAGGAGGAAGGGGUUGAAGAUGCUUCGACAGGGCGCAUCGGGGAGCAAAGGGAUGGGGGACGAAUACAGUCGGGGUUGUGAAGGUUUUGGGAUGGGGAGGGGGGUGUACGGAGGAGGGAGUGGAAUGCAACACAAUCUCCACCAUAGGUUUGAUCCAAAUUUGUAUUCGCAUCUCCCUCCUCACCAGCAGCCUUUGCCUGAUGACACGACCUGGACGCCCCCUCCGUCGACAUUGGGUCUGGCAUGGGGGUCGACACAGACGUCUUACGACACACCACCGCGAGUUGAAAGCACCGGAGGGGGUGUGGGUCCGAUGUCCGCUUUGCUGGGCGAAACGCGGGGCAGAGGUCGUCAUCCAUUCGAUUUGCAACUGUCACCAACGGCCACCAUGGACGUGUCUAGAACGGUCCUCGUCCAGCAGAGUCGACAGGGUGGUGGUGCGAGCACGCAGACAAUGCAUGCUUGUGUCCUUGACGACGGGGUAUCAAUGCAUCGGCCGAACCACAUGUCAAGGCCUGCACCUAGCCAGGCCGCACCAGCGGGCAGCGUGCCGUAUCACCAACCUGCGGCAGGCGCGGCCAUGCAGGAUCAGAGGGCUGAUGUGGGCGGUGUUGCGGAGUCCCCUCGAUGCGUGGAGCGUAUCGUCUGCCGGUUCAACAGCUUACAGGCGACCAGCGAAGGUGAAGGAACAGGCGCGGCCAUGCUGGAACGGAGGCCUGAUCUGGGCGGGGUUGCAGAAUCACCUCGAUGCGUGGAGCGUAUUGUCUGCCGCUACAAUAGCUCGAGGCCGACCAGCGACGGUGAUGCGGGCGGCCGUGACUGUGGUGCCAGCGAGGCGGACCGCGUCGACGUAAAAGACGAUGGCGGUGACGAGGAAGACGAAGACGAAACUCCGGUCAAGGAAGCAGUCUCCGGCGGGACGGAAAAGCAAGCUUCCAAAGUCCAUGGGAAAGCGAAGGGUAAGGAUAAAAAAGGUGAUACGAACGGCGAGGGUGGCGGGAGCGGAGCGCGGGGGAACUGGAGUUUGAACGAGUCCCUCAUUCUUGUCCGGGAGAAGGAUUCGGGACUGCAAUCGUACUUCCUCAUGACCACGAAAGCACGAAAGGAGAAAGGGUACAGGUUCAAUCUAGACCGCACUCUAUACGACGCGAUCCACAUCAUGCAGGGGAACAACCAGGCCGUCCACCCGCCGAAUCUCGUGGACACAGGCAACACACAAGGACAACAGUCACAACAAGGUGAGCAAAGCCAAGCGGCAGCGGGUGGUGGGGAAGCUGACACUUCGGUGAGCGAGAACAGGGGAGCGGAUACAGGGGACGGGUGUGGCAGCAGGUCGUCUUCAAACGGCAUUCAAGGCAAGCGGAAGAACGCCAGGCAACUGGCUUUCGAGGCGGUGACAGAUGUGAUGAAAACGCACUCGACCGUUGUCGCAGAGCUGGUGGUGGGGAAGCGGUCCUCCGACACGAGGAUGGUGAAUUGCGCACUCGUGUUCAAAGCGGAACAUAGUGGCAAUAGUGAUAUCGUAUGUGGCGGUCAUCGAGGGGUUGUCGUUACGGAAGUCGAGAUCGGACAUCGCAGCUGCGUGGGGGUGCGGCCCUGCGCAUCAAUGGACAUCCAGGUGGCGCUCAGAGGUCGUGUCCUCAGUCGUACUAUAACUUUUUACGAGAUGAAGCAUUGUCGAGGAGAGAAGGACGGCAGGUUGUUUGAUUUUGUGGGCGAGGUCAGUGGACACGAAGUGCAGCAUUACGAUGUGGACGCGAACGGUGACACGAUUCUCAACGUCAUCGUCGCGUUGGAAUAUGCGGAUGACAUGCUGCGCGAGGUGGUUGGCUACGCAACGAAAGUCGGUUGCACGAUCCCCAACCGCUGGGAAGGAGGAGUAGACGUUCUCGCUGAUAUCCUCGACCUCCUGAUGUCGAACAUAGCGAACGAGCACGACGACCGCAUGACUGUUCCUGCGGAUUUCCGGGUGCACCCGGAUCCUCCCAUGCACGACCGCCCGGGUCUCCGUGGCGAGAUCCGCAACAUCGAUGAGUAGGUGUGGAUGGAAGCAAUGGCGGCAAACCGUUCGCCGCUCGC
Messenger RNA from Chara braunii, 2316 nucleotides. NCBI's taxonomy places the organism in Eukaryota, Viridiplantae, Streptophyta, Charophyceae, Charales, Characeae. The record is from the annotation of a GenBank genome assembly.